Molecule: messenger RNA, 2295 nt
Organism: Pectinophora gossypiella (pink bollworm)
Lineage: Eukaryota; Metazoa; Arthropoda; Insecta; Lepidoptera; Gelechiidae
Gene: HGTX
Product: homeobox protein Nkx-6.2
Exons: 3
Coding region: 209-940 (243 amino acids)
Biological process (GO): regulation of transcription by RNA polymerase II; cell differentiation
Cellular component (GO): nucleus
Molecular function (GO): RNA polymerase II cis-regulatory region sequence-specific DNA binding; DNA-binding transcription factor activity, RNA polymerase II-specific
Source: RefSeq, a predicted model, not a curated record
CUCGCGUUCCAUUACCAAACUACUCGAGAAUCGAAUCUUAUUUGAACACCCUGUGUUGAAUAGAACUGUGGCAAUGACUGUGUGAAGAGGGACGAGUUGGUGAUACAAGAAGCGAAGACAUCCACUCUUUGGUUCGGGCUGAUCGAGGACUUCGAAAGAUAAUAUUUGAGUCUAGAAGUUGGGGAUUUGAAUGCAGUGAGUAGCGCAGAUGAACAUGUCGGAUCUGCGUGGGUCCCCGCCACUGUCAAGGGGCGCUCUGGAGAACGGGUUUGGAGCUCCGUUGGCAGCGCUGAGCUCGUUGGCGGAGGCACCUCCGCCGGCGCCGAACCCGCACGGCAUCGACCACAUCCUGUCGCGGCCGGCGGUGGGCUCCACCGUGGGUGCGGGGCUGCUGGCGCCGCGGCUCUCGCUAGCAGCGGCGGCGGCAGGCAUGGCACAUUACCUGCAACAUAAGCCCCUCUACUGGCCAGGCUUCCAAGGACUAGUAUCUAACCCCAUCGCCUGGAGAGACCGGCUACAGUCAAUGAGCAACGGUGCGCUGAGCGCGUGCGCAGCGCAGGCCAGCGGUAUGGACAAGGACGGCAAGAAGAAGCACACGCGGCCUACUUUCAGUGGACAGCAGAUCUUUGCGCUGGAGAAGACCUUCGAGCAAACCAAGUACUUGGCGGGCCCUGAGCGAGCCAAGCUGGCGUAUGCCCUCGGCAUGACCGAAUCGCAAGUCAAGGUAUGGUUCCAGAACAGAAGAACAAAGUGGCGGAAAAAGCAUGCAGCGGAAAUGGCGACUGCGAAACGCAAGCAAGAGGAGCUAGGCGAGGAGUGUGACGAGCAGGAGCCGCACGACAACGAGCAGUGCAGCGACGACGACGACGCCAAGCGGCCGCGGCUCGACCACCACCACCAGCACCUGCCGCACCACCCGCUACCGCACCACCGCCAGUGAUCGCUUCCCCCCGGCGCAGGCGAGCGCCCAGCCGACCCGCUGUCCGCCUGCGUCACCGACAAACGGGACCUCAUCGACGCCACACUCCAUAUCGACUCCCCCGACAACGAUGUAAGCGCCAGCGCCCCCAGCUCCGGCAAUAGCCACGAUCUAGACUAUAAUAAACCUUUCCUCGAUUUCAAAGAAGACUCCCGGACCGACAAGUUCCCUUUCAACUAUACCAGAAACUUCAACAGCAACCCUAACAACGAUUCUAGUGACCGCAAUCUUGAGGAUCCCAAUAGUUACUAUUUCAAUGGAAUUUAUCCUGAGUACCUGGUGCCGAGAAGCUUUUGCAAGGAGUCUAGUGGCGAGGACGCGCCGUGCGACCUGUCCAACUGGCAAGUGAGGACCCUGAACAAGUUCGAGCAGGAUGUGCCAGAGCAGGAGCGGGAGGCGGCGAACACGAGCGGGUCGGUCGAUAGUGAGCACGACAAUGCUCACAACAGUGAGGGUAACGCCGACGAUAACGUUCAACAGCCGAUAAAUUUCGCAUACUACCACUUUUAAUGGACUUUUAACGAAAGCACUAUGUGAGAACUGUAUUUUAAGUAUAGCUUUAUAUUUAAAUUGUAAAUAGCUACAGUCUAACUAAGUAGUCAUGUGGUAAAUAUUAAGUAAGUAAUUUAUUAUUAUUAGAUUUUACAUGGUAUAGCGUAUUUGUGACAUAAGUCAUUAAGUGUACAUUAUGCAGGACUUUUAACCCUCUUGGUGCCAAUUUCCUUGUAGGUAUAGAAUGUUGCGUUAUUCUAUUUUUACGCACUAAAGUCUACUUACUUAAUUAUUUGUGUUUUUUUAUCACUAUACUCAAGGAUAAUUCUUUUAAAUUUUGAUAGAAGUGUGAGACAGCAUUUGAAACCAUUCCGUUUAUUGUAAAUAUAAGUUUUAGUGACGCCACAUAAAGUAUUUCGAUGUUGACGCUGUGGAUGCGUGCUGCAAUAUGUAUUGUACAUUAUUAAUUACGUUAUAGAUAAGCGAUGGAUUGUAAAUAAAUAUUUAAACGAAUUUAACGAUUUUAUUGUAACGAUAACUACUAGUAGUAAUGACCACGCAACACAGGUUUUAAUAGUUAUCUAUGUGUAUGAAAUAUUCAACUCGAGUGAAAGGAGCAGCACGUUGGAGAGUCCAAUGUGCUGCACAUUUACUUUGAGCACGAAAUUUAAAAAGUACUAUAAUUUUUCGAAAUUCAAUAGGUUUAAAAUAGCGAUGAGCUUCAAGCAAAGACUAAGUAACUUUGCUUGUUCGCACAAGGGAGACAAAAUGAUUCACUGUUAUAUGCUUCGUAAUAAUAAUAAAAUGUAUUAUAAACCCACCAA